Zeugodacus cucurbitae (melon fly) is the source of this 1720-nucleotide messenger RNA. Its product is annotated as putative inorganic phosphate cotransporter. Gene Ontology annotation, biological process: transmembrane transport; monoatomic anion transport. Bases 102 to 1565 code for a protein of 487 amino acids. Gene Ontology annotation, cellular component: plasma membrane. Lineage: Eukaryota; Metazoa; Arthropoda; Insecta; Diptera; Tephritidae. The record is from RefSeq and is a predicted model, not a curated record. The transcript is spliced from 4 exons. Gene Ontology annotation, molecular function: transmembrane transporter activity.
AAUUUAAGACGAGGAGACAUACUUCGAGGUAAUGAAAUGUAACCGAAUGCAUUCAGUUUUAAUUGCAACUUCCAGUCGUAAAGUUCAGUAAAGUAGUGAUUAUGUUGCCGAAAGAUGUAAGCGCUAAGAAUGCUGGCGAGAACGCGGCAAAAAUUGAAAGUCCACGUUUGGGCGUGCGGCACUUGCAAAGUAUGCUGAUAUUCUUUGGACUCUGCGUCGUGUUCAUGUUGCGCGUCAAUCUCUCGGUGGCUAUUGUGGCAAUGAUGGAUCGCAAUGCUACAAACCCCGAUUUUCCGGAGUAUGCCUGGUCGGAGCAAACGAAAUCGCUGCUACUCAGCAGCUUCUUUUGGGGUUACUUCUCGACACAAAUACCGGGUGGUCAGUUGGCACAGCGUUUCGGCGGUAAAGUGAUGUUGCUCUUCAGUGUUGGCAUUUCCGCAUUUCUCGCCUUAUUCACACCGUUUAGCGCCAAAUUGGGCGAUUGGCAACUGAUGUGCGCACUGCGCUUUCUUCAGGGUUUCUCACAAGGUGUCAUAUAUCCGUCGACGCAUACGAUUUUAGCCAAAUGGGCGCCACCAGCUGAACGUGGCGUGCUUGCAACACUUUGCUUUUCCGGCUCGCAGUUCGGCACCAUUGUCAUGUUGGGCGUUAGUGGUGCUUUGGCCGCCUCGAAGUAUGGCUGGCCGAGCAUUUUCUAUUUGUCUGGCUGUUGUGGCAUUAUCUGGUCUUUUGUGUGGCUGUUGUGGGGUGCCGAUUCACCGCGUCAAUCGAAAUUAAUUACGUCACAGGAGCGUAAUUACAUCGAAUCAGCAUUAGCUGAGGUAUCGAAGUGUGCGAUCGAUGAGACCGCAGCUAAGUUGCCGACACCUUGGUUGCGCAUAUUCACAUCGGUGCCAUUUUGGAUGCUACUCAUCGUAAAUUGUUCCUACAAUUGGGGCUAUUGGACGUUUAUGACGCAAAUACCCACGUACAUGAAAAGUGUGCUCGGCAAGGAUAUCCAAAGUAAUGCAUUGCUCUCUGCCCUACCAUAUACCGCUAAUCUGUUGCUCGGUUUGGGUUUCUGUGCCAUAGCUCAGGUGCUGCUCUCAGCGCAAGUGUUGAGCACGAAUGCAAGUCGUAAAAUCUUCAACACCAUCGGCAUGUGGAUACCGAUGGCGGCAGCCAUAGCUUUGGGGUUUGUAAACGCCGAUAAUGCCGAUUUGGCUGUUAUCCUACUAACUGUGGCUGUGGGCACCAACUCGGCCACGUUUUUGGGUGCUUUUGUGAAUCAUAUUGAUUUGUCACCGAAUUUCGCCGGCACUAUGAUGGGCAUUACCAACUGUGCUGCCAAUGUGAUGAGCAUUAUUGCACCGUUAGUUGUUGGUGUGAUUGUAACAGAUACGACGAACUCGACACAGUGGCGCUUCGUUUUUAUGAUUAUGGCUUUGUACUAUUUCGUUGGCAAUUUACUUUUUAUUACCUUCGGUAGCACGAAAUUGCAGCCGUGGAACCAGCCGGUGGAGCGUCACGAGAAUCAAGAGCAUAUCAAAUUUCGUGUAGUAGCAGGUGAUCAGGAGCAUAUCUAAUCUUCACAUGUCUUACCGAAUGACGAAAGCGUCUGUUAGCGUUUUGGUUAGCAAAUAAGCAGAGACGGUGCGUAAUAGUAGAUUUGUAAUGUCACAUAAACGUAUUAGUUAUAAGAAUAAAAAUUGUUGUCUUUUUUUGUUGUUUUUUGUCUAAA